AUGGAGCCCAAUGCUAUGUUCACCACUGAGCUCACGGCCACACCUGAGCGACUGCUCCGACUCAUCUUUGCUGGGGUCUGUGGCCUCAUCCUGCUGGUGGGGCUGUCAGCUAAUGGGCUCAUGCUGCUGGUGGUGGGCCGGGGUCCGGGCUCCCCCCACCCGCUCCACGCCCUGACCCACAGCCUUAUGAUGAACAUCACGCUAUCUGACCUGCUCUUCGUGGCCUGCGUGGUGCCUGUGCUGCUGCUGAGCUUCCUGCAGCACAACUGGUGGCUGGGCCCUGCCAUCUGCACCAUUAGCCAGGCCACCAACACAGCCACCACGUUCUGCAUCUUCUAUAGCAUGGUGGCCACGGCUCUCCUGCGCCCUGUGGCUGUGGCCUGGCCUGACCUGGCCUUCCCAGCUGGCUGGGGCACCCGCUUGCUGCUCCGUGGGGCCAUGUGGGCCCUGGGCCUUACAGCAUCCCUGCCGAACUGGCUGUUCCAGAGGGUGGCAGUGGAGGAGGAGAUGGCGGGGGCUCCCGAGACCCAGGCCUGUCUCUUGCUCCUGAGCCCUGCUGGGACCUCCUGCUACUUCAGCCUGCUGGGAGCCCUGGCCUUCCUGCCAUGCAUGCUGGGGCUGGGCUGCUCUUUCAGCCAUGUGAGCUGGCUCCUGUGGACCCAGCCCCAAGGUCCCAUGGGAGAGAGCAUCCAGGAGCAUUAA
This is a messenger RNA of Pongo pygmaeus (Bornean orangutan), 702 nucleotides long. Its product is annotated as pyroglutamylated RF-amide peptide receptor-like. Gene Ontology annotation, molecular function: G protein-coupled receptor activity. Lineage: Eukaryota; Metazoa; Chordata; Mammalia; Primates; Hominidae. The record is from RefSeq and is a predicted model, not a curated record. Gene Ontology annotation, biological process: G protein-coupled receptor signaling pathway. Gene Ontology annotation, cellular component: membrane.